Truncatella angustata is the source of this 411-nucleotide messenger RNA. RefSeq lists its product as uncharacterized. The coding region runs from base 1 to 411 and encodes 136 amino acids. The record is from RefSeq and is a predicted model, not a curated record. NCBI's taxonomy places the organism in Eukaryota, Fungi, Ascomycota, Sordariomycetes, Amphisphaeriales, Sporocadaceae. The transcript has a single exon. Gene Ontology annotation, biological process: mycotoxin biosynthetic process.
AUGGCUUCACAGAAGUUUCAAAAUUCUAAGGCUCGCCCAUCGGCGGAGUUGGACAAGACCUGGUAUGGCUUAUACACACACAUGACACGCGUCCCAGAAGAGCAGGCAGCCUUACUGGCCAACCAGACCAUCGGAAUCCCAGGAGACCCUGGCUGCCACGCAGUCAUCUUCGACGUGUUCCACUUGCUCCACUGUCUCGACGAACUUCGCAAGCAGAUCUGGCCUGAUCACUACCGCCCGUUCGCAGAGCGCUACCAUGUCGACCAGGACAUUGCGGAUCUGUACCUGGACCACUGUAUCGACGGCCCGCGCCAGGCUCUCAUGCGUGGUGCCGACAUGAGCACGAUCCCAUUCUACUUUAGGGAAGACGAGACGGACAUCGAGACUGUUGCGGGUCACCUGCACACAUAA